GGAGUAUUCUGAUUUAAUGCUAUUAACUUGGAAGUGUGAAGGUGGAAAGAAUUCAAAACUUACAUUUCCUGUUGAAUGCAAUUUGAAAAUACAGCCAGUGAUUCUACUUUUCUUCUCUAUGUGGUCCUGGUUACGACUCCUCUGGCUCAGUCACACAGCAGCCUGGCAGGUGACUGGAGGUGUUCGCUGAUGUGGCCCCAACCCUACGGCCCUCCCCACCCCAUGAUGUUAGAAGAAACUCGACAGAACAAAUUGGCAGCAGCCAAGAAAAAGCUAAAAGAAUAUCAGCAGAGGAGCAGCCCUGGUGUUGCAAGAGGAGCGAAGAUAAAAAAGAAAAAAACUGGCAGUAGCCCUGAGACAACCACUUCUGGUGGUUGCCAUUCACCUGGGGAUUCCUCUUCCAACUCCUCCUCUCUGCAUGUGCCUCAGAGCCAGUACCAAGGACUAGCAGUAGCCCUGGAGUCAAGCUCCAUGACUAUCCAUCAACUCAAUGAAAACAUAGAAUCAUUGAAAGAGCAGAAGAAAGAAGUGGAACAUCAGCUGGAAGAAGCAAAGAAAGCAAACAAUGAAAUACACAAAGCACAAACGGAGCAGUUGGAGACAAUCAACAUCCUCACACUGGAAAAGGCAGACUUGAAGACCACCCUAUACCAUACUAAACGUGCUGCCCAACACUUCGAAGAAGAGUCCAAGGAUCUGGCUGGCCGCCUGCAAUACUCCUUACAGCGUAUUCAAGAAUUGGAGCGGGCUCUCUGUGCUGUGUCUACACAGCAGCAGGAAGAGGACAGGUCCUCGAGCUGCAGUGAAGCGGUCCUCAAGCGGCGGUUACAGCAGACCAUAAAGGAGCGGGCACUGCUGAACACACAUGUGACACAGGUGACAGAGUCAUUAAAACAAGUCCAGCUACAGAAAGACGAAUACGCUGAACACAUAAAAGGAGAGAGGGCCCGGUGGCAAGAGAGGAUGCGGAAAAUGUCGGUGGAGGCUCGCACAUUGAAGGAAGAGAAGAAGAGUGACAUACAUCGGAUACAGGAGCUGGAGAGGAGCUUGUCUGAACUCCAAAACCAGAUGGCUGAGCCCCCAUCCCUGGCGCCCCCAGCAGUGACCUCUUUGGUGGAACAGCUACAAGAUGAGGCCAAACACCUGAGGCAGGAAGUGGAGGGUCUGGAGGGAAAGCUCCAAUCCCAGGUGGAAAACAAUCAGGCCUUGAGUCUCUUGAGCAAGGAACAAAAGCAGAGACUCCAGGAGCAGGAGGAGAUGCUCCGAGAGCAGAAGGAGUGGAGGGUGUGGGAGCAGAAGAGACUGUGUGAACAAAAUGAGACGCUUCAGGAGCAGCAGAAGACGCUAGGGGAGCAGGGUGAGAGGCUGCGAAAGCAGGAGCAGAGGCUACGCAAGCAGGAGGAGAGGCUGCGAAAGGAGGAGGAGAGGCUGCGAAAGCAGGAAAAGAGGCUGUGGGACCAGGAGGAGAGACUGUGGAAGAAGGAGGAGAGGCUACAAAAGCAGGAGGAGAGGCUACAAAAGCAGGAGGAGAGGCUGCGAAAGCAGGAGAGGCUCAUGCUCUCCCAGAACCACAAGCUCGACAAGCAGCUGGCUGAGCCACAGUGCAGCUUCAAGGAUCUGAACAAUGAGAACAAGAGUGCACUGCAAUUGCAGCAGCACGUAAAGGAGCUGCAGGAGAAGCUAGACAAUGUGAAGAAGAUGGUAACCUCCACCCCAUCCAAGAAGGGCUGGGAGGAGCACCUAGAAGCUGCCAGCCAGCAGAACCAACAGCUGGAGACCCAGUUGAGCCUCAUGGCUCUCCCUGGAGAAGGAGAUGGAGCACGACAUCUGGACAGUGAGGAGGAGGAGGUGCCUCAGCCCAUGCCAAACAUCCCAGAAGACCUGGAGAGCCGGGAGGCCACGGUGAGCCUGACUUCCCCUGCCCCGCUUUGCCACCUUCCUCUGUGGUCCCUCCCAGACCCCCUUAUGCUCUUGGUUUUCCCGCCUUCUGAUUGCUCUGGCCCCUCACCCCUUCCAGGAGCCAGUGGUCAGACACCUUGUCACCUGUGGCCAACAGGUGCACUCUCUGAGGCCCCAAGGGAAGGGGCUGUGCUCCACCUCCCUGCCCCAUUUGUUCUGUGUAUGCCCCUACAAGAAUACUCACCUCUUGCCUUCAAGUGGCAUUUUUCAACUCCGCUGGAGCCAGUUCCCAGGAGGAGCAGGCAUGGCUAUGUGGGCAGCAGAAGUUGUGAAGGCUGUGCUGCCCACACCUGGCUCAUCUGGUGGCCUCGGCCUGGAAGGAGCCAGAGGCAGAGGCCUCAGUCCCAGGGACUGGGGAGUGGCUUUAUGGACCUCCGGAAGGAGAAGGCAGACAGGAAGGAGCAGGUGGAAAAACUAGAGAUUGGAUUCAUCCAGCUCUCUGGAGCGACAGAUGGCAUGAGAGAGUACAUCACCGUAUAUGACAGCCAGGGGGCAGUGCCAAACACACGGCACCAGGAGAUGGAGGAUGUCAUCAGUCUGGCCCAGAACGAGGAGGAAACAAAGGCAAAUCUACUGGAGAUGCAGGAGCUGAUGUGGCCACUUGGGGACGACUACAACGAGGGGCAUGACAAAUUCCUCACCACUGCCCAGAACCCUCCUGAUGAGCCCACUCCAGGGGCCCCAGGCCCCAAGGAACUUGGGGCUGCUGGUGAGCAUGAUGAUUUUUAUGAGGUGAACCUGGAUGACAGUGUGGAGCCUGCACCAGCAGCGACCAGGGAGGGUUCUGCACAGCAGAUCGUGCAGCUGCCUCCUGUAAGGCAGGACACCCAGGAGCACCCAGGCUUGCCCAGCAAACCCUGCGUGCCAUUCUUUUACCGGGCAGCCGAGAACAGGGAGAUAAACAUCAUCAUCAUCUAAGAGCUGGUCAAGAAAUUUAAAAGAACAACAACACAAAGUUAUGGGGUUGGUCUCCUACACAGUUCCUUUACUCCAUUUGAAUGUUAGAGCCACUCACAUUGAUUUGUGUUUCUAAUUUACAGUUUAAAUUUAUUUGUAAAAAGUUAAGGGAGAGUGGAUCUUUCCCUGAUGUUCACUCUGGCAUCCUUUAGCAUUUUUGUUUUUUAAUUUGAUAAUUGUAGGUCAUUAGCAUGCAUAUCAAGUUUGCCCUUAGGUGGUGGGAGUUCAAACACACAAAGACCCACUAUCUGCACAAAACUAUUCUUGCUUGUUUGGAAUAGGCUGCCAUGCUUUUUUAAUGUUAUUGCAGCGUGUAUAUUCAUUACAGAAUUCAGAUAAAAUGUGCUUAUGUUCUGCUAUUAUGUUUGAUCGAAUCCUAAUCACAGUGAGCUCUUCAUUAGCUCAAUAUGUGGU
Messenger RNA from Pongo pygmaeus (Bornean orangutan), 3330 nucleotides. RefSeq names its product golgin subfamily A member 6C-like. The coding region runs from base 76 to 2877 and encodes 933 amino acids. The transcript is spliced from 19 exons. Gene Ontology annotation, cellular component: cis-Golgi network; Golgi cis cisterna; Golgi cisterna membrane. Gene Ontology annotation, biological process: Golgi organization. Gene Ontology annotation, molecular function: protein binding. The record is from RefSeq and is a predicted model, not a curated record. Lineage: Eukaryota; Metazoa; Chordata; Mammalia; Primates; Hominidae.